Phoenix dactylifera (date palm) is the source of this 1810-nucleotide messenger RNA. Its product is annotated as signal peptide peptidase-like 1. Gene Ontology annotation, biological process: membrane protein proteolysis. NCBI's taxonomy places the organism in Eukaryota, Viridiplantae, Streptophyta, Magnoliopsida, Arecales, Arecaceae. The record is from RefSeq and is a predicted model, not a curated record. Gene Ontology annotation, molecular function: aspartic endopeptidase activity, intramembrane cleaving. Gene Ontology annotation, cellular component: lumenal side of endoplasmic reticulum membrane; cytoplasmic side of endoplasmic reticulum membrane; Golgi-associated vesicle membrane.
CGGAGAAGUCAGCACAUUGGGCCAUAAACCGAGGUCAAUUUCCAAUCAGCGGAUGGUCGCCGUCGGACUUCGCUCGCGGCCCUCUGAGACCCUUUACCGGGGAAGAAAUCCGGAAAAGCCAUUGCUCGUAGGUCCACAUACCGCCUUAUCAAAACCCCUCCGCCGGGCCUCGUAAACCCCCCUUCCCUCCCCUCUCCUUCGCGAAACCUAAUCCAAAAAAUCCUUUUCCUCCCUCGAUUGCUAGCUGUUCCAGUCAAAAAAUAUUCUUCUCUUAAUGUUGUUGGAAGUGAUCGUUUUCUCGAUUCGCAGGGCUACAGAUAAAUUUUGGAGCUUUCAGUAACAGAAAUAUUGUCAGCUAGGGUUUCAUCUCCAGUGGAACGCAAACUAAUAGACAACGCUACGAGGAAAUUAUAUCGACAUAACUAGAGUGCUGAAGGGGAGAGCUAAAAAAAAGGGUGUUUUUGGUGUGCUUGUGCUACUAUGGAGUCGCUAUGGAGGCUUACAUACUUGCUGGAUCCUGCAUCCCUCGCUCUCAUGCUGACAGCAAUUUUUGUGACCUUUGCAUCGGCUUCCCGAGCUCUGGAUCAUGGCAAGGAGAUGGAGAGGAAUCUAGACUUCUCAGAGGCAUCCAUCACAUUAGACCGGUCCCAAGCACUCAUGAUCCCUCUAGCGAGCUCUUGCAGCCUUCUGUUAAUGUUCUAUCUUUUCUCGUCGGUGUCCCACCUUGUCACUGCCUUUACAGCCAUUGCCUCAGCCUCUGCGCUCUUCUUUUGUCUCUCCCCUUAUGCUGCCUACAUCAUUUCCCAGUUCAAUUUAAUGGACCCAUAUGUCUCCAGAUGCUGCUCCAAGUCUUGUACACGCAGCCAAGGAAUUCUAUUGCUGUUAUGUAUAGGAACUGUGGUGGCUUGGCUCGUUUCCGGGCAUUGGGUUCUGAACAAUUUAUUGGGCAUUGCCAUAUGUAUGACAUUUGUUAGCCAUGUACGGCUGCCAAACAUUAAGAUCUGCGCAUUGCUUCUUGUCUGCUUAUUUGUGUAUGAUAUUUUCUGGGUCUUCUUCUCGGAGAGGCUUUUUGGAGCGAAUGUUAUGGUCUCGGUUGCAACACAGAAGGCUUCUAACCCAAUCCACACUGUGGCCAAUAGCUUGAGCCUUCCGGGGUUGCAAUUGAUAGCAAAGAAGCUAGAGCUGCCUGUUAAGCUUGUCUUUCCGAGAAAUUUGAUGGGUGGGCUGAUUCCUGGGAGCACUGCUGGCGAGUACAUAAUGCUGGGCCUUGGAGACAUGGCCAUUCCUGGAAUGCUUCUUGCUUUGGUCCUCUGUUUUGACCAUCAGAAGCAUAGAGAAAUGGAUAUUUCAUCAGGCACAUCUUCCUCAAAACGGCAUAAAUACAUAUGGUAUGCACUUUCUGGUUAUGCAGUUGGGCUGAUCACUGCCUUGGCUGCUGGGAUCUUGAGUCAGUCUCCUCAACCUGCUCUUCUUUAUCUGGUUCCAUCAACUUUGGGGCCUGUUAUUUUCCUGUCAUGGUUAAGAAAUGAACUAAGGGAGCUGUGGGAAGGAGCCAGACCAAUUUCAAAUGACAAGGCUCAUUCAAUGGAGGUUUGAACUGCAUCGCCGUUCUCAUACUGCUGACCUCUUCUUCCAUAUAAUUUUAUUUAAACAGAUGUAACAUUCAUGCUCAAGAGCUAUUUAUGAAGGUCAUCAAUCUUCAUUGCCAUUUCUGCAUGCAAGAAUGAUGAAUCAAUGCCUAGUAAUGAACCUUCAUUUUAUCAGAACUUGCUGUGGUUGAAAAAAGCAUUUUGUAGGCACAUUCUAUCGA